GCCUUGUUGGGGUCGUCCUAUGCCCUUCGCGUGCUAGCGGGUUCGUGUUGUCCCUAUGCCAUGACAAGAGGAAACAUCCCGAGCCGGCAAUGAUCGCGGCCCCGGUUGAGGCUCCACAUGGGGGUUCCUGAGCUAAUAUUGCAGCUUCAUGCAACGCCGCCGAUCCUAACGUGGUCGACCUCGAGCUAGCCUUGCCUCGACCGCACACCGUGAUAUCCUCACCCGCUCAGCCUGGUCGCCCCUUGGUCGGCUGGGCAAAAGACGACGAAGCCAUGCCUCCGUGAAAAGGUAUAAAGAAGCCUCAGGUUCGCCGGUUUAGGUUUGUAUUUUCCCUUUCCUCAUCACAGCAGACAAUUCAUCACAUCCAUCCAUCCAUCUCAACAACAUCUCAAACUUUUCAAACCUUCCAACCCAAACCCAACCCACAAACCAUCAAAAUGCGUUUCUCCACCGCCAUCAGCACCAUCGCCCUCGCCCUCAGCGGCAGCGCCAUCGCGCAGAGCACCGAAGAAGUGACCAUCACGAGCCUGACCCUGCACAAGGCCGGUGUCUCCGGCACCUCGGUCGGCACCGUCGACGGCGCCGCCUUCAAGCUAGACGGCAAUGACGGCAAGGGCAUCGACUGCAGCGCCACCGCCGCGGGCAUCACCUCCGGUGUUCCCACCGCCGACCUAGCCUGCGGCAGCAGCACCUACAAGUUCAGCGUCCUCCCCGGCGCCGACGCCUCUACCUUCGGCUUGAAGAUCACCCACAACGCCAUCUCCGGCCAAGGCACCGUCAACGUCGUCUGCCGCAGCGGCGGCGGCGACACCUCCGUGUGCAGCCUGACCAGCGACUCGCUCAAGAUCAGCCUGAAGGCUUAGAUUCGCCUUUCCCGGAACGAUCAGUUAAUGUCGUGAAUGAAUUUUUGGAAAUGAAAGUUUACGAAAGCAUGUUUUGAGAACUUUUAGAGAUGAGAUGAGAUGGAUGGAUCCGCUGUUUUUGAUUUCGAAGUAACAUUCUUACACAUAGAC
This is a messenger RNA of Annulohypoxylon maeteangense, 1013 nucleotides long. RefSeq lists its product as uncharacterized. The record is from RefSeq and is a predicted model, not a curated record. The transcript is spliced from 2 exons. NCBI's taxonomy places the organism in Eukaryota, Fungi, Ascomycota, Sordariomycetes, Xylariales, Hypoxylaceae. The coding region runs from base 438 to 863 and encodes 141 amino acids.